Fusarium sp. VM40 is the source of this 3735-nucleotide messenger RNA. The record is from the annotation of a GenBank genome assembly. Lineage: Eukaryota; Fungi; Ascomycota; Sordariomycetes; Hypocreales; Nectriaceae.
AUGGCCGAGUCCGCCGGCUCAAUCAUGAACGGCAAUGGCCACAUGAACGGCAAGACCAAUGGAAAGGCUGUCGCUGGCCGCAGAAGACCAAUCAAGCAGAGAAGAAGCAUUUUUGCAUGGACUUUCAAUGUCGUAGCUAGACUCGCGACAUGGGCCGCCAUCCUCACUGUCCUCUUCCGAUGCCCCUCAUCUGUAGAGGAGUGCAACGAAUCAUCACCCUCAAUCUGCAAACCAUACUUCCAGCUCAAGAACAGUGUGCAACCUCAUGUCCAACCUUACUACGAUAAUUACGCAGCGCCAUACGUCGAGAUCGCCCGCCCCUACUACAACACCGUUGAUAGCAAGGUCUGGCAGCCUACUCGUGCGUAUGCCGUCCAGUAUGGAGCUCCUUGGGCCGAAAAGGCGCGAGCGCACACUGUGGCUCAGUGGGAAAAGAACGGACAGCCUCAGCUUGCCAAGUACCAGACUCUUGCGAGUGCGCAUUAUGACAAGUCUGUUGGCCCUUACGUGAACCAGGCUGGCCAAAAGCUUGGUCCCUACUACGAGAUCGCACGCACCAAUGGCUUGCAGGUAUACUACGAAUAUCUGCAGCCUGGUUAUGAGUUUGUUCAGCCCUACGCUGCCAAAGGCUAUGGUGCCGCUUCCGACUUCACCACUACCACUGCGCUUCCUACUGCUUACUGGACCUGGAACAAGACCUACUCUUUCCUUGAUGGCAACGUUUGGCCUCACAUUCGUGCUGUGUAUGUUCAAACCGUGGAGCCACAGCUUGUUCGUAUUGGCGAGCGCUUGGGACGUUACAAGACCAAGGCCAAGCCUGUGCAAGACAACUAUUCCUCAACCUAUGUGACCGGAACAACCGCCUCGUCCUUCCAGAAGCCUUCUCAGAGCACCACAUCUGUUGUGUCCUCUUCUCAAGCUCCUGUUGCCACUAAGAACCCUGAACCCGUUGUUGAGUCUGCUCCCCAAGAUUACAUCAACCCUGUGCAGGCCCCUCCUGCCUCCGAAAAUGAGAGUGAACAGCGACGCAAGGCCCGAGAGAUGGUGGCUCACGACCUAGAGUCUUGGCAAACUAAGUUUGCUGCUCAAGCCGACGAGGGUGCCACUGAUCUGGAGGAGCGUGUUGACGAGAUUGCUAAGCGUAUGAUCGAGGAAAACGUCAACGUCAAUGGCAAGAAGCUCUAUGACGACCUUGAAGCUACAAUUGAUCAGGAACUCAAGAGUCUCCGAACCAAAAUCUCAUCUCUCGCUGGAUCCAACCAAGACAGUGCUGAAGUAAACGAAAAUGUCGUUUCCGCCGUGCGAUCGUCCGGUAUGGCGAUCAAGCAAAAGGCUCAGGCCAUCCGCCAAUGGCGCCAAUCUUAUGACAAAGAGCUCCAAGAGACUGUGGUCACUGUUGCCGAUGUUCAUUUCCAAGUCCUGGACGAGACUAGAAACCUCGCCCUGCAACAGAUUGGUAUGAGGUGGGCCUGGACUGAUGCUAUCACUUACAAGGACUGGGCCAAGUACCACGAGCUAAAGGCCACGCUCAACGAGUGGACUGAGCAGCUCAAGCAAUUGAUUGUCACACAUCCAGCUCUUCUUGAGGCUCAAGACGCCGCCGCACGAGUUGAGGAUGAGGGUAUGGAGAUUGCCUCUACGGCUGCCAAAGAGCUGGCUCGACUUAAGGAAGUUGCUCGCUGGAAGGUGUCUGCAGGAGACUCAACCGACAAUUUUGAUAGUGACGCCAUGAAGCUCGCCGCCGAGCAAGCUCUUGCGGCAAGAGAAGCUGACGAACAGACCCCAGCGGAAGACGACAAUGCGACCUCCAGCCUCUCGGAGGCCGUUGAGGAGGCUACAUCACAGGCUUUUGAGGUUGAACAAGAGUUGGAAGACUACGUCGCAUCGGUUGCCGAGCCUGUCCAGGAGAAGGCUUCUGAAAUCGUCGAGUCCGCCAGCGACAGCAUGUCCAGUGCUUCCUCCGUUGUUGAUGAGCCUAAUGUUAUUGAGAAGGCUACCUCAGCUGUAUCCAGCAGUGCCUCAUCCAUUGCUAGUGACGCCUCCAGCGUCGUUUUCAAGGGAGAGAAGAGUGCCAGCAGUGUUGCAGACGAAGCAUCGGAGACUGUUGAGUCCCUGUCUUCGACAGCAUCCGAGUCUGCCACCAACGUUAUCGAACAAGUAUCAAGCGAACUCUCGGAAGUGAUCGAAUCAGCCACCAAUAUUCCAGAGUCUGAUGACAGCAGUAUGUCGACCCCCCUUGCCUCGGAAGCAUCUGAUGUGCUUAUCGGUGACACCUAUUCGAUAGUCAGCAACGGCAGUGAAGAGCCCCUUGCGGUCGGUGAAAAGGAACCGCUCGUCGAAAUCGAGGAAGACCAUGUUAUGCAUCGCGACGAGACCCCCCUAUCUGACCAACACGAACGUAUCAAGCCUGCCCUGUUCGGCGCCGCGGCUCAGGAUGUCCCUCACCGACAGAUUGUCCUUGAUGAUUACGUGGACACAGACGCUCUUGCAGGUGCCACUGAUGCCGCGCAGUCAGUUUACAACAACGCUGUGUCUCGUGCUUCUGAGCAAUACUCAAGCGCUCUCUCAGUCGUCUCAGCUCAGAUCUACGGAACCCCUAAGCCAGUUCACGAGAAGCUCCUGUCCUCGGUCUCUUCUUCUUACGACCAGGCAGUCUCAGCCGCUGAUAACCAGUUUGACAAGGCCAAGCAAGCUGCCACCACAGCUGCUUCACAGCUCCCUGCUACUGCCACCGUCCCCAACUGGCUUGAUUGGGAGAGAAUCGAAUCCAUCGCUUCCCAAAGACUUAACGAAGGCCGACUGUGGGCUGAAAUUCAGUACCAGAGUGCUCUCAUCGCUGCAGGACUCGCCACAGCUACUCCUUCUUCGGUGCCCGAGAAAUAUCUGGAACAGGCCAAGCUUAACUAUUAUGCUGGCCUUGGUCUUGCCCAGGAGCGAUACUCUAGCUUCAUGGCUGGUGUGACAUCUGGUCUCUCAUCUUUGACUGCCACCCCUACUCCCACUGACCUUGCCGGAUCUGCUUCCUCUGUUGCUUCCGUGGCUCGCGAGUCAGCUGCUUCCGCGGCCCAAGCUGCUCGAGAUUCGGCUGCUGCUGCCGCCCAGGCUGCCGGUGACGCGGCUGGAUCUGCCUACUCAGCUGCUGGUGAUACUGUCAAGUCAGCUGGCGACGCUGCUGGAUCUGCCUACUCCGCUGCCGGCGAUACUGUUAAGUCAGCUGCUCAGGCUGUUGACGAUUCGAUCUCUUCGGUAGUUGAGGCAGCCAGUGAGCAAAUUUCAAGCGCUGGUCUGGCUAUCGGUGAUUCUUGGAACAACAUUGUUGAGCAGAUCAGCGGUCAAGUCUAUGGCGAGCCCACACAGAUUGCUUGGUACGAGCAUGUCUGGGGCGAUGCUAGCUCAUACGCAUCAAAGGCUACCGACGCUGCUGCCGACAAGGCAUCUCUCGCCUCCGAAGCAGCAGCUGCAUCCGCCGCUACCGCCUCCGCUGAGGCACUCAAGCAAUACGAAUCUGUGAGCGAGCUUGUAAACGAGCUCAUCAGCGGCAAGGAGCCAUCUUUCACCGAGAGCGUCCUGGCCCGAUUCCAGAAGGCUUAUGCCACCGCUGCCGCCAACGCUGAAAGUCUCAGAAGCCAAGCCAAUGAAGCUGCUUCGUCUGUGGGCCAAAAGGUUGGCAGUGCAGCCAGCGAGGCCACCGAAGCCGUCAAGGAAACCUUCCAGCGUGGGAAGGACGAGCUGUAA